Messenger RNA from Saprolegnia diclina VS20, 1288 nucleotides. RefSeq lists its product as hypothetical. NCBI's taxonomy places the organism in Eukaryota, Oomycota, Saprolegniomycetes, Saprolegniales, Saprolegniaceae. The record is from RefSeq and is a predicted model, not a curated record. The transcript has a single exon. Bases 9 to 1229 code for a protein of 406 amino acids.
AGAGCAGCAUGGCAGCCACACUGGGUGGCAGCCGAGAGCUCAUGGCCACCAUCGCGGACUAUGUCCCAAGCCGCGAGGCCUUGCGCACGCUUUUGGAAGUGCUACCACCCAACUUGCUCGGUAACGCGUGGACCAAAGUCCUCCAGCUUCUCCAACACCCAACGCUCGACCCGAACGCACUCUGGCCGAUCGCGCGGUACAACCCCUUCGAGGUCGUCUUUGACGUCAGAGGAGGGUUCAAUGUGAGGAUGCUACCGCAGCAUGAGCCGCUUUGGGCCAUGGGCGUCGACGUGGAGGCCGACUACCCACGCGGCUGCGGCGUCAGCUGUUGGCGUCGCGUGCCGCCACAGCUUCCCGCCGUGCAAGGCUCCACAAGGCCGGCAAGAACUGUUGAGAAAGGCGUCCGGACGAGCAGCACGGUUGAACUGUCGCCGUCCAGCACCGUGGACGACGUGGUGCGCUACGCAUCCGAAGUGGCGGCAACGUCAUCGCUGUGCCACGUCACCAUCAACCUCUCCCAGAUAGAGCAUGAGCUCGAGUCUUGGCCGGCCCAGUACGAGUACUAUACCAAAGUGUUUCCUGCUGCGCUCGAGCCAUACGUCUGGUCGGCCCUCUCUCCGUCGCAUAUCGUCGAGGUCGCAAUCGUCGGCAGCAACCUCUUGGCGACUGCCGAUGGUGUCCAGUCCGCUAUCGAAUGGCUCACGUCGCGACCUGCGCGACGUCUCUGCUUGGCCGAGGCCAAAGUUGACGCCCACGAUGUCACCGCUCUCGUCACCGCGAUGCGCGACUGCACCACGCUCUCGACCAUUGAGCUCAGCUACGACCUUGUGCUUCUGCCAGCGUUCUUGUCGGCGCCGCUGCCUCGUCACUUGCGCCGCUUGCGAUUGUUUGCAAGCGAGGACCCGUACCAUGCAGAGACGGGCUGGCACAAGAUCACGUCGCUUCCGGUGGCUCUCGUGACCACAGCCAUCGCCGGCUCGGCGUUGACGCACUUGUCGAUCGAUCUCGACAGUCUGGGUGACGACCAAAGCGCCGCUACGAUCGUAUCGACUGCGCUGGAGCGAAUGCCAUCUCUCGACCACUUGGAGCUGCUCAACGUCCGUCGUGCUCCUCUACUAAACGCAGCGCUUGAAGCAGGCGCAGCGCGGAUCGCAACGCUUGAGUCGAUGCGAAUGCACGAAUAUCAAGUGCUAACUGCUGACAUGUUUGGCGGCGGUUCCGACUAUUAGCGUUUCAUGAUGUAUCGAGUAGCAAAAUAAAGAAAUCACAUUUCAUCUGCGUUUGUGCU